AUGAAGCUUGAAUCUAUAACUUUUGGUGGAUCGCCACCGACCAAAACCAACAAACCGAAGAAUUGGUUCGGUCGAGUUGCGUUCGCUAAAAUCUUGGUCAUCAUUCUAAGCCUUUCACUGUAUGCGCCGUGCGGAUGUGUGGAGAAUGCUAGUGACAGUGGAAAAUCUCGGAAUAAUCUAACCAAUCUACACGGUGACGGUGAAAACGUAGCCUCCUGUCAGAUCGGAGACGUAGCCGGGAGAAUCUGUGAAGUUCAGACGCAAUAUGGUGAUGGUGUUCAAAUUCAAGGCAUUAUUCGAAACGCAAAUCUGACUACAAGCAUAUCAGAAGGUAAAUCAGUACAUCAAUCGCCUAACACCAAUGAUCCUGCAGCGCCCAAGGAAAGCUGUUCAAGUGGUUGGAUAAAACCGUGCGAAAUAGAACAAGACGGUGAAGAUGCGCAAAGGUUCGCACAUGCCAACGUGCAAAAUGCAGUCAGGUCAGAGGGUCAAGUGAAAUCUUCCGGUGAAAAACACCAUGGAACGGAUGGAUUUCGAACCCUAAAUGAGCAUUCAAGGGCAUUUAAGAUGGGUUGCGAUGAUCACAGAGGGUUGUUGAGUUCAAUAACACUCGCCAAAUUGCCUCGAGCGCUGUACGUAGCAUAUCGUGCUCCAUUUGUGAUUUUAAAACAUCACUUCAGGAUUUGCGCGCAGUUGGAAGAAAGUUUAGUCUGGGGGUUCAAUCAUUAUGUGCAAGAACCUCUCAUAGGUUUAUAUAAGAGCUUCAGAUACACUCUCUACCCGUGCGGUAUUAAUAUCGUACAUACGGCGCUUGCACGCCUGACUGUUCAACUCAAAGCACAAGCGCUGCUAAAAGAUGAAUACAUGACAAUGAAUGCGAACCUGGAGGCUUUCAUGCGAGAUGAACACAAUAUUCACCAACAAGCUUUCAUCAGCAAAGAUGCUAAACCAUUCUCAAUCAAAAACAUUGCUGCGCUGUUGCAUCGAACAACAGGAAUAAAGCAUUGCAUUUACUGGUGGCACGCCAUCUCAAGGAACCCACGGAGGCAUAUUCAAGGAAAUUACACCUUGCCAAAACUGUUAAUGGCUAUUUAUGGCAACCAAAUCAGGCUUCUUAUAAAAGACUGCGAAGUCUAUGUUCUAUGGCUAACUUUUUCUACAGGAUAUUUAUUCCUGGGGAAUGUGAAUUAUUCCGCAGAUAUUCACGACGUAGAAGACGCCGUUAAAAACAUAUUUGGUUCAUUCGCCCCCUCACCAUUUGCUGUAAAGAGAUGCUGGGCAGCUGUUAGUGACGCCAUUACUCACGUUAUAGCGUUCGUUGACCACAAGAUGGAGCGGGGUUAUGGUUACAUGGCGAGUGUAUAUCCGGAUUUCGAGUUGCUGCAUCCCAGAUCCCAAAUGGAACGCGUAGGAGUGACGCUGGCUCUAGCGUUCUUAGUUUACACGGUUGUCUGGUUUAUUUUCGCCGCAGUUAGAGGUAUACUGGGAAUCAUACGCUUCGUUGUGAGUAGCAUCAUAACGUUGGGAUUCGUAUACGUGGCGUAUGAUAGGUUGAAAAUAUGGUACGACAAUUCGUUUUUACGUUGGUCAUUUGAUUUACUUCAAACCCAAAAGAACUACUCGAAAUCUCAAUCGGUCACUAAGACUCGCAUGAAGACGAAAAGUAUAUACGCAGGUAGUUCGCAAACAGAUCACCCUUCUGUAAACAGAAGGAAAGGUGCUGAUGGUUCAAAAAAAUCUGUCACUCUUUGGCACAGCGUAUCACGACGAAAUCGAUUGGCCGAUACUGUCAUUGUAAAUGAGUCCAAUAAGGACCGGUAG
Molecule: messenger RNA, 1821 nt
Organism: Babesia bigemina
Lineage: Eukaryota; Apicomplexa; Aconoidasida; Piroplasmida; Babesiidae
Exons: 1
Coding region: 1-1821 (606 amino acids)
Source: RefSeq, a predicted model, not a curated record